Penicillium salamii is the source of this 1560-nucleotide messenger RNA. NCBI's taxonomy places the organism in Eukaryota, Fungi, Ascomycota, Eurotiomycetes, Eurotiales, Aspergillaceae. The record is from the annotation of a GenBank genome assembly.
AUGGCUGCCAGAAUGACCGAGGGCGGAAACAUCCCUGGGACGGGGUAUCACGAUCGCAACGCCACUAGUUCCGAUGAAUGGAACCUGCAGAAUGUGUUACCAAACACCGGCAAACCGUGGUACAAACAACGUCACCUGGUGCUUCUCAAUCUGGGAAUGAUCAUUCCUUACUUGUCGUCGACAACCAACGGAUAUGAUGGAUCGAUGCUCAAUGGACUGCAAUCUAUGAGUCAAUGGCAGCAUUUCUUCGGCUCGCCGACGGGAACCAGACUUGGCUCCCUCUCAAACGGAGUUAUCUUCGGCCAGAUACUGGCCUUUCCUAUUGCACCAUGGCUAUGUGAUCACACUGGUCGUCGAUUUCCCAUCUUUCUGGGAUCUUCACUUCUUGUCGUCGGUGCAGUUUUGCAAUGCGCUGCACAGAACUAUGCUAUGUUCCUGAUCUCCCGCAUGGUCAUUGGCUUUGGGGGUCUAAUUGCUGUGGAGGCAUCACCCAUGCUAGUCAGCGAACUGGCAUACCCACUUCAUCGCCCAGUUUUGGUGGGAUACUACAACAAUCUUUGGUACUUGGGAGCACUGCUCGCGGCUUGGGUGACUUAUGCGACCUAUUUCAUGGGUCUGCAUACAUCAUGGGCAUGGCGGAUUCCAUCACUACUUCAAGGGUUCUUUCCUCUUGUCCAAGUUCUUUUUGUCUAUCUGCUUCCCGAGUCACCGCGAUAUCUUGUACAACAGGAUCGCCACGAGGAAGCUCGAGAAGUGCUGACCAAGUAUCAUGCGGGCGGCGAUGAGCACUCACCUCUGGUUGAUUUCGAGAUGCAAGAAAUCAUUCUACAAAUCCAGACUGCCAAGGCUGCAUCCAAGACUGGCUAUCGCGAGUUCCUGAGUACAGGGGGAAACAUGCAUCGUCUAUUUAUCAUCGUUGCGGUUCCUUGUAUGAUGCAGCUUUCGGGCAACGGCCUGAUCUCAUACUACUUACACCUCAUUCUGAACUCCAUCGGCUUCACGUCCGAUCCCCAGCAGUUGCGCAUCAACGGAGGCCUCAUGGUAUUCAAUCUUGUUGUUUCAGUCAUUCUGGCAUCACUGAUGGAAUUGGCCGGGAGGCGACGCCUCUUCCUGUCUUCGACCAUCGGCAUGCUGAUUUGCUAUGUUAUUUGGACUGUGCUGUCUGCUGUCAACGAACAGCGGCACUUCAAGGAUCGUUCACUUGGCACUGGUGUGGUUGUGAUGAUCUUUAUCUAUCAGAUAUGCUACAAUGCUGGUCUCAACGGACCACCCUGGGUGUAUGUUACUGAAGUGCUCCCAACCCACCUCCGAGCCAAGGGGACCAACAUCAUGCAAAUCGCCUCCACAUGCGUGCUGAUCUUCAACGGGUAUGCGAACCCAGUGGCCAUGGAUGCCAUAGGCUGGAGAUACUAUGUUGUCUAUUGCUGUGUAUUGGCUAUCGAGAUUGGUAUUGUCUAUUUUGGAUUUCCCGAGACAAAGGGCCACAGCUUGGAGGAAGUGGCAUUACUAUUUGACGGGGACGAAGCGUUUGGUGAUCGAUUGACGAAGAGCUUGGUUUGA